Suillus bovinus is the source of this 1161-nucleotide messenger RNA. RefSeq lists its product as uncharacterized. The record is from RefSeq and is a predicted model, not a curated record. The transcript has 4 exons. The coding region runs from base 1 to 1161 and encodes 386 amino acids. NCBI's taxonomy places the organism in Eukaryota, Fungi, Basidiomycota, Agaricomycetes, Boletales, Suillaceae. Gene Ontology annotation, biological process: negative regulation of transcription by RNA polymerase II. Gene Ontology annotation, molecular function: protein binding. Gene Ontology annotation, cellular component: nucleus; transcription repressor complex.
AUGGUUGCAUUUGCAGUAUUGGGUGGCCAAGAUCCUGGCAUAGCGGAUGCUCAUCCGUUCAUUGCUUCAGGACAUACAGCCCCACCAUUUCCACUGGUCGUUAUAUGCGAAUCAAUCAUGCAAGCUCAGCAUGUCAUGACCUUGCAGUCUUUCAUCAAUUCACUCGGCCAACAAGUAUCACAAACCAGCCUGAUAGAUGCUCUCUUACAGUCUGAGGCUCUUCAGGCCAUAUUUACGCAUCGCAAACAAUUUUACCCUGUUGUGUACGGUAGGAAUGUUGGAAUAUACCUUAGCUGGGAAGCGGCACUUCAACAAGUGAAUGGACGGCAAAUACAGAAGUUCAAGAAAACCAAGACAUUUAUCGAGGUCGUUGAGUUCAUGCUCACCAAAGGAAAUGUAUCCACACCUGCCCUGCCAACAUUCCUGCCACCACAUGCUGCAAUGUCUCAUGCGACACCUUCACGGUUGAAUAUAUGUGCUUCAUCAAGGACAACUACGAGCUCAGUGCCAGUCUCAUUCUCACUGGAUGGUACUCGCAUUGCAUCUGGUUCAUCGGACAAUACUGUGCGCCUGUGGGAUGCAACAACUGGGGAGCCAUUGUUUGACUCAUUGGAGGGGCACACCAGUUGGGUUUGGUCAGUGUCAUUCUCACCGGAUGGUACUCAUGUCGUAUCUGGCUCAGGAGAUAAGACUGUGCAGCUGUGGGAUGUAGCCACAGGACAGCCAUUUGGUGAGCUGUUGGAGGGACACACUGCAUUGGUUUAUUUGGUCUCUUUCUUCCCGGAUGGUACUUGUAUCAUAUCUGGUUCAUCAGAUAAAACUAUCUGUCUGUGGUAUGCAGUGAAACUGCAGCCAUCACCAGAAUCCUCCGCAUUUUCACUACACCAAAGCACUACCGAAGAACGUGAUAUCAUGCCAACAAACACUUGUAACGAUCAACCCAUUUGCUUUUCGUCCAACAUUGAACAUGCCUUGCCCAAUCCUGCUGACUUGCUCGAACCCACCUCUCAUGACAAUUCCAAUUCAACACCUUUCUUGCUGCAGGAUGAUGGAUGGAUAAUGGGCCCCAAUCACCGGCUCCUUUUCUGGGUACCUCCCGCUUCCCCAGAUGCAUUUUAUACUCCAUGGACUUCAUUGGUGAUCUCAAGAGGAGGUGUUUAG